GAUGUUAGAAGUUUUAAUGCAUAGAAGAACAUUACUAUUAAUAGUUUUCAUUAGUUGUUCCGCUUUUGUUAUUGCCUUUGCGACUAAUUCUUGGUUGUCUAAAAGUUAUAAACUCGAUAAAGACGAAGCAAUUCUAUACAUUGGCUUAUGGAAUGAAUGCAUUUGUACACAAUUUAAUAAUUUUGGACUGAGAAGCGAAGAUUGGUUUAAAACAUCUCAGGCAAUGGCCACAUUAGCGCUUGUUGGAUAUAUCGCUGCCUUUCUAAUUGUAGUACUACAAGUUGUAUUACCUCAAGAAUGGUAUAUAACAUAUGCGUUAAUUGGUUCAAUUUUAGUAGCUUGUAAGCUAAUUCCGAUAAGUGUAUUUGGAGCUGUUUUAAUAUUCGUAUUAGGAUUUGCGACGAAUGGAUGGGUAAGUAUAAACUAUAAGGUUUACGAUAUAGAAAGUUCUCUUCAUAUUGGUCUAUGGAGCCAAUGCCUUUGCGGAGAUUUUCCGGAUAUGAAAAUAAGAGACGAAGGAUGGUUCAAAGCGACUCAAGCAAUGGCUACUAUGGCCCUUAUUAUCUAUAUAAUAUGCCUGGUUUCCUCUUUGCUAUUGGUGAUCCUGUCGUACGAACGAUACCUUAUUUUCGCAAUUAUUAUUUCAAUUUCCUUAGCUAGUAUAUUUGCUAUGAUUAGUAUCGUAAUUCUUGGUGAGAAUACUAAAGAUGGUACAUAUAGGGCAUUUGAUCCCAACUUUUCAUUUGGAUUUGUUUGUGUGUCACUCAUUGGAGCCAUACCAGUACUUAUUCUAUCUGUGCUAACGUUAAAGAAACAAUGA
This is a messenger RNA of Dimorphilus gyrociliatus, 820 nucleotides long. The record is from the annotation of a GenBank genome assembly. Lineage: Eukaryota; Metazoa; Annelida; Polychaeta; Dinophilidae.